Cotesia glomerata is the source of this 824-nucleotide messenger RNA. Its product is annotated as NADH dehydrogenase [ubiquinone] 1 alpha subcomplex assembly factor 3. Gene Ontology annotation, cellular component: mitochondrial inner membrane. Lineage: Eukaryota; Metazoa; Arthropoda; Insecta; Hymenoptera; Braconidae. The transcript is spliced from 3 exons. The coding region runs from base 138 to 737 and encodes 199 amino acids. Gene Ontology annotation, biological process: mitochondrial respiratory chain complex I assembly. The record is from RefSeq and is a predicted model, not a curated record.
UUAUAUGCUGUAAAACUUAACCUCGAUGGUGUAAUUUUCAAUUUAAAUACUCUUUAGAUCAUGAAGUACACAUAAAAUAAAUAAAAUAAUAACAUUCAUUAUUUGAUUAGUUAAUGUUAAAAUAAAUAAUUAUAAAAAUGACUAGUCUAAUUUACCGUCAACUUUCUGUGUAUAGAAAUAAAUUAUCAGAGCAAUGUAAAUUUGUAGUAUUAAACAGACUUAUGUCGAUGCACAAAGGUGCAUAUGAAGGAGAAGGCAAAACAACAGUUACAAUUUUGAAUAAAGACCCUGAGUAUGGUUUAAUGAUUGAUGGUGUUAGUUGUGUCGGAUUCAAAUUAAAUAUUGGUAUUACUGUGUUAGGAGCGAUGAUACUAUUUCCAAGAACCGCGAUUGGAUGGGGUAUUGGAUCCGCAAGCGAUAUUCAUAAAGAUUCAUUAACACUAUUUAAAACAAUAAUACCAAGACCAGAUAUCAUAAUACUUGGUUUAGAUGAUAACUACCCCCGUGAUGCUCCAUUCAUUAAGGAUUUUUGUAAAAUUAUCAAAGAGUUAAAUAUCAACAUGGAAGUUUUACCAAUUAUAAAAGCUUGUACGACAUUUAAUUUCCUAAACGCUGAAAAAAGGUAUGUUGUGGGUGCAUUCUUGCCACCAAGAGUUCUUGAGAGGCACGAUACUCAGUUAAUUGACGACGUUGCUAUCCGACGGGCAUUCAGAAUACCUGAAAAAGGAGUUGAUUAAAAAAGUAUUUCUUUCUUUUUUUAUUUUUUUUUUUUUUAAUAACUAAUGUAAACUCUAGCUUAAUUAAAGGAAAAUGUAAAUAACUUA